Messenger RNA from Vicia villosa (hairy vetch), 1240 nucleotides. Its product is annotated as disease resistance protein RGA2-like. Bases 206 to 1009 code for a protein of 267 amino acids. Lineage: Eukaryota; Viridiplantae; Streptophyta; Magnoliopsida; Fabales; Fabaceae. The transcript has a single exon. The record is from RefSeq and is a predicted model, not a curated record. Gene Ontology annotation, molecular function: ADP binding.
UUAGAAAACCACAUAAUUCUUGAGGUACUGGGGCCUCACUCUAUUCCUUUUGGCUCUCACUUUCGAGGAAUGUGCCUUUCCUCCUCUUCACUUUUAUGACAGUAGUUGUGUACAGAAUAAAACCGUGGAAGACUUUGUCUAUCACCACCACAACCACAAUCUCAAACUCAAAUACAAACGCAAGAUCUGCUCUUUCCUGAUUACCAUGGCAGAAUCAUUUCUCUUCGAUGUUGCCAAUUCGCUGCUUGGGAAGGUUGCUUCUUUUGCUUGUCAAGAAGCUUCUCUGGCUUAUGGUGCGAAAGACGAUCUAGAACGUUUCAGAGAAUCUUUGCUAAUUGUCAGAGGUUAUCUACUGGAUGCUGAGUCCAGGAAAGACCAAAGUCACGCUUUGUGUGAAUGGCUGAGGCAGAUCCAAAACAUUUGCUUUGACGCUGAAGAUAUAUUUGAUAAACUUGAGUUGCAAGACACGAGGAAGCAAAUUGUCAAAUCCUCUGGAAGCAUCACAAAGAAGGUAAGCCACUUGUUUUCUUCCUCUAAUCCAAUUGUAUUCCUUCCUAGGAUGGGACAUCAAAUCAAAGAGAUUACCGACAAAUUGGAGAAGAAAGCAGCCGAGGGGAAAACGUAUGGGCUUACAACUAUUCUCGAACUUGUUGUGCAAGAAAGAGAAUUGACUUAUCCUGACGUUAAUGUUUCACGUGUAAUUGGAAGGGAUAAUGAUAAAGAUGAAAUUAUCAAGCUUUUGAUGCAACCUUUUCCUCAGGAUGGAAAUGAUGGUGAUAAAAGCAUGUGUGUCAUUCCCAUUGUGGGAAUGGGAGGAUUAGGGAAGACCACUCUUGCAAAGUUGGUGUUCAAUGAUGACACAGUGGAUCAGCUUUUCCAAUUGAAGAUGUGGGUAUGUGUCUCUCUUAAUUUUGACAUCAAGCAGAUAAUCAUUAAAAUCAUCAACUCAGCCACUACUGCAGAUUCUAAAGUACGCUUCAGCUCCAUUCACUCCUCAAGAGAACAUUGACAGCUUAGAUAUUGUGCAGCUAGUAAGUCGUUUCAAACAAAAACUUUCUGGACAAAAGUUUCUACUUGUGUUAGAUGACAUAUGGAACGAAGAUCGUCAAAAGUGGAUUGAGUUGGAAGAUUUGAUCAAAGUUGGCGCACCAGGAAGCAAAAUAAUGGUGACAACACGUAGUACAUCUAUUGCUUCCAUGAUGGGUAAUGUUUCCUCAUAUGAAUUAAAAGGUCUUUCUUC